Anolis carolinensis (green anole) is the source of this 459-nucleotide messenger RNA. RefSeq names its product NADH:ubiquinone oxidoreductase subunit S6 (gene ndufs6). The record is from RefSeq and is a predicted model, not a curated record. Gene Ontology annotation, biological process: mitochondrial electron transport, NADH to ubiquinone. Bases 1 to 384 code for a protein of 127 amino acids. The transcript is spliced from 4 exons. Lineage: Eukaryota; Metazoa; Chordata; Lepidosauria; Squamata; Anolidae.
AUGGCGGCGGCCGCUCUGUCCUUGCGAGGGGUGCUUCGGGCGGGUUUCUCGGCGACGAGGAGGACCAGCCUUGCGUCGAGGAGGAGCUACGCAUCGUCCGUUUCCCCGACCGGCGAGAAAGUUACGCACACGGGACAGGUUUAUGAAGAAUAUGAUUACAGGCAGGUUCGGUUUGUUGGACGACAGAAAGAGGUCAAUGAGAAUUUUGCAAUUGAUUUAAUUGCUGAGCAGCCUGUGAGUGAAGUUGAAACCAGAAUUGUAUCCUGUGAUGGUGGAGGAGGAGCUCUGGGACAUCCUAAAGUGUAUAUAAAUUUGGACAAAGACACAAAGACGGGAACAUGUGGUUACUGUGGACUUCAGUUUAAGCAGAAGCACCAUCACUGAAAUGCUUUUCUUACUGUGUCCUUCAGAACUGUUAACUUUCUAUCUUAUAAUAUUAAAUAUGUAUUUUAAAGGGCA